This is a messenger RNA of Aspergillus chevalieri, 1245 nucleotides long. RefSeq lists its product as uncharacterized. Lineage: Eukaryota; Fungi; Ascomycota; Eurotiomycetes; Eurotiales; Aspergillaceae. The coding region runs from base 1 to 1245 and encodes 414 amino acids. The transcript has a single exon. The record is from RefSeq and is a predicted model, not a curated record.
AUGACCUCCCAAUUACCCCCUAGCAAUCCCAACUCCAGCCCCGACGAGAUGAUGGAUCUGGAAAUUCUCCAGCUACAGGAGGAAUUGACCCGGAUGCGGAAGCAACGAGCCCUGCUACAACUACGCAGUGAGAUUGCGAGGGAACAACAACUGCUGGCCGAGGCCCAGCAGAGCCUCGGGUUGGCUGAGCUGCCAGCAGUCCCGCCAGAGCGGCCGGUAGAGCAGCGACUGGCAGAACGGUUGCCCUCUGAACGCCCUAGAUUCAAUCCGCCGCCUGAUCCCUGGCCCAGACCGAUUCCUCCGACAAAUCCUACGACCGAAGACGUGGAUGAAUUGAUCCGAGGAAUCAAACGGUCGCAUUCGGAGUCGAGCAAUCACAAUGGAGGCAAUGAGCUGGAGAAUGUGCAAGAGCACAGGCCCGCGGGACAGGAUAACACGGGAGAGGAAGGGCAGCAGCCACAGGAACCUAUUUCGCAGCAGGGAUCGAGUGGGCGGGAAAAGACACAGGAUGAACAAGAAGAGGAUGUGGAAGUUCCUCCUACAUUCACUGUCAAGAGACAGUAUCGGGGAGCGAGCCGAAAGGAGUAUAAUCUUACCAUUGAAUUUCUGCAGAGUCACUUUGCUCAGUACGAGCGCUACUAUGCGUCACAUGAGCGCAAGAUUGAAGAAGGACUGCGGCAUGUGGUCCCGGACAUUGAACGAGCUUGGGGCUUUCAUGUAGCUACCGAUGACCAGAUUGAACCCACAUGGCCGAAUUUCUGCAAUUUCCUGUUAUCAAGGAUCAUCAAUCUUGUUGAUCCUGCCGUCGCCCGGCGGCAGUAUUAUGGCCGGUCCCAGCGAGAAGACCAGACUGUGCGCGAGUUCUCAAACCACCUGGGGUCAUGGGAAUCAAAUCUGGAAGAGCUCCUGACGGAGGAGCAGCGGAUCCAGAACCUGUGGGCGCGCGUGCUGCCCUCGGUGCGGGAAGAGGCCAUGCCUUUCCAGUACCAAAGCGACAGAUACCAGGAUCAUAUUGCGCAUCUACAGACGGUGGAAAGUCGCAUGCCAUCGCGGGCGCACAUGCAGAAGAAGAUAGCUGCUGCUGCCGCCGCCGCAGCCAGAAAUAAGCAGAACCAGAAAUAUGGUCACCAGCCACAUUUUCCAAGAAGUGCGCCCAAGUAUCUCAGGGCUAAAAGGCCGCGGAUGCACAACCCCACAAAUCACUCUAUGCACAACCCUACAAAUCACUCUAUGAACAAUUCUUAA